Lolium perenne is the source of this 1227-nucleotide messenger RNA. The record is from RefSeq and is a predicted model, not a curated record. NCBI's taxonomy places the organism in Eukaryota, Viridiplantae, Streptophyta, Magnoliopsida, Poales, Poaceae.
UACUCUCAAGUUCAGUGUGCCAUCCUGUGCAGCCUAGAGGCGGAGCUCCAAAAGCGUUUUGAGCACCACGACCCUUAUGAGCUGGUCCAUGAGCUAAAAACUAUUUUUGAAACUCAUGCGGCCGUGGAAAGCUAUGAGGCCUCGAAACACUUCUUUGGCUGUAUGAUGGAAGAGGGUAGCUCCGUUAGUGAGCACGUGCUCGCUAUGUCCGGGCACGCGAAGAAGCUCAGUGACUUGGGGAUAGUGAUUCCUAACAAGCUGGGUAUUCAUCGUGUACUCCAAUCACUGCCACCUAGUUACAAGAACUUUGUGAUGAACUACAACAUGCAGAACAUGAACAAGGAGUUACCUGAACUCUUCCCCAUGCUGAAAUCUGCUGAGGUGGAAAUACAGAAAGAGCACCAAGUGUUGAUGGUCAACAAGACCACCAGUUUCAAGAAACAGGGAAAGCCUAAGAAGGGCAACUUCAAGAAGGGUAGCAAGAAAGUUGCUGCGCCUCCUGAGAAGCCUAAGGCUGGCCCUAAACCUGAUACUGAGUGCUAUUACUGCAAGGAUAAGGGGCACUGGAAGCGGAAUUGCCCCAAGUACAUGGCUGAUCUGAAGAGCGGCCUUGUCAAGAAAAAGAAAGGUAUAUUUGAUAUACAUGUUAUAGAUGUCUAUCUUACUGGUUCUCGUAGUAGUGCCUGGGUAUUUGAUACUGGUUCGGUUGCUCAUAUUUGUAACUCGAAACAGGAACUGCGGAAUAAACGAAACCUAGCGAGGGACGAGGUGACGAUGCGCGUUGGAAAUGGAUCCAAGGUCGAUGUGAUCGCCGUCGGCACACACGAACCGAAGCCUGGCAUCAACACGAGGAUGUGCAUAACUACUUUGCUUCCACCUCCCGCCGGCAUGGAAGGCUUUAUCCCCUACAAUGACCUCAUAAAAAAGCCUGUGGUGCAUGGCCGGAGGGAGGCAGUAGAGGCGUUGUCGAUGAUGAACCCCGCUGUUGGUAGACCUCCUAUAACUGGACACAAGCCCACCCAGCCGGUGCCACAACGCUUCUACGUCCAGCUGUAUGAUGAUGACCUGUUCAUUUUGGUCAUACCUACGACGUUUAAGGCCAUCCUCUUGGAUACCCGGGUGAUUGACAAGAAGCCAAGGCGCGUGCGACUGAAGUGGACCAAAUGGUGUGAUUACUCUGUCCAGCUCCAGUGGAUGGAUGAUGAGCUUGUUUUCUUCAGAGGCUGA